UCUUUUCAUUUUUCCUUUUAUUAUUAUUAAUUUUCGCCCCCAUUUCAUUUCUCUUUCUAAAAUUUGCCCAGCUUCCUUCUCUCGCUGUCUCUUCUAUCUGGGUUCCCGGCGAGACUGCAGGAAGUAGAAGAGUAGAAGAAAUAAUUUUCUCUGCUUCUACGGAAACUCUUCUCCUUUUCUUUAUUUUUUUUUUAUUUUAAUUUUUUUCCUCUCUAUUUUUUUUUUAAUCUAAUUUCUUGAUCGAGACCAAACCUCGUCUCGAUUCUCCAAAUAUUCAUCUUCUCUCUCUCUCGCAAAACAAAUACUAAUCAUCGUUCGAUGACCUCGCUUUAGCGUACUUUGUUUCGAGAAAGUGCGUAAUGGAGCAACAAUCUAAAGAUUCUCUAUCAGGCCCACCUAAAAACUUAUUAGUUACUGUUCCCCGAAAAGUGGGAAGUAGUGCAUGGGGAAUUCCUCGCAGAUCUGACUCUUUUCACACUUCAUCUGAUGUUAGCUUGUUUUCCAGUUCGUUGCCAGUCCUACCACAUGAGAAAUUGGAUUUUGAUUCUGAGCCUUGUCAAUCUGAUGGUGCUGACUUAUCCAAUGAACUUGACCCCAAAACUGACAUCAAGGAUCCUCUUGGAGAGGUAGAAAUAGAUGCAAUAGGCAACCUGCUUCCUGAUGAUGAUGAGCUUUUCAGUGGUUUAAUGGAUGAUUUUGACUUAAGUGGAUUGCCCAGUCAAUUAGAGGAUUUGGAAGACUAUGACCUAUUUGGCAGUGGAGGGGGAAUGGAACUAGAUUUUGAUCCUCAAGAAAACCCGAGUAUGGGUAUGUCAAAAUUGAACCUGUCUGACAAUGUUACUGGAAGCAUGGUUAGUCAUUAUGCUCUGCCAAAUGGUGUGGGAACGGUGGCUGGAGAGCAUCCGUAUGGGGAACAUCCAUCAAGGACAUUGUUUGUAAGGAAUAUCAAUAGUAAUGUCGAGGAUGCUGAGCUAAGAGCCCUCUUUGAGCAAUAUGGAGAUAUAAGAACUUUAUAUACUGCAUGCAAGCAUAGAGGUUUUGUGAUGAUAUCUUACUAUGACAUUCGAGCGGCUCGCACAGCAAUGCGUGCGCUGCAAAACAAGCCUUUGAGACGACGGAAACUUGACAUUCACUUUUCAAUACCAAAGGAUAAUCCUUCAGAAAAGGAUAUUAACCAGGGAACUCUUGUUGUAUUCAAUCUGGAUGCCUCAGUUUCAAAUGAUGACCUUCGUCGAAUAUUUGGGGCUUACGGAGAAGUAAAGGAGAUCAGGGAGACACCACACAAGCGGCAUCAUAAGUUCAUAGAAUUUUAUGACGUUCGAGCAGCAGAGGCUGCUCUAAGGGCAUUAAAUAGGAGUGAUAUAGCAGGCAAGCGAAUAAAGCUUGAACCAAGCCGUCCUGGAGGGGCACGUAGGAAUUUAAUGCAGCAACUAAGUCAAGAGCUGGAGCAAGAUGACGCACGAACUUUUCGUCAUCAGGUUGUUUCGCCAGUGACCAAUUCACCUCCAGGUAACUGGUCACAUAUUGGCAGUCCUGUGGAACAUAAUUCUUUUAGCAAGUCCCCUGGUUUGGGAAGCCUGAGCCCCAUAAACAGCAGUCAUUUGUCUGGCUUGGCUUCAAUUCUUCCUCCCAAUCUGUCAAACUCUCCAAGAAUAGCACCAAUUGGAAAGGACCAAGGAAGGGCCAGUCAUGCCAACCAAGUGCUUACCAAUUCCACAUUGAUGCAAGGAACACCCUACCAUCAUCAUCAAUCCUUUCCUGACAACAAAUUUAGCUCAAAUGGUGGAUCUUCAUCUUCUGUUGCUGACUUGAAUUCCAAUUCAUCCAGUAUUGGGACAUUAUCUGGUCCUCAGUUCCUAUGGGGAAGCCCAACCCCCUAUGCUGAACGUUCCAAUUCUUCAGCUUGGCCGACACAAUCUGCGGGACAGCCAUUUACUUCUAAUGGGCAAGGACAAGGUUUUCCAUAUGUUAGACACCAUGGUUCUUUGCUUGGUUCUCAUCACCAUCACGUGGGAUCUGCUCCAUCUGGUGUUCCUCUUGAUAGGCCUUUUGGUUAUUUCCCAGAGUCACCAGAAACAUCCUUCAUGAGUCCAGGUGCACUAGGGAGCACAAGUUUAAGUCGCCACAAUGGUAAUUUUAUGAACUUGAGUACACGAGCAGCUAUGACUGGUGGCCUUGGUCUUCCCACGAAUAUGGUUGAAAAUGGCUCUCCCAACUUUAGAAUGAUGUCUUUGCCCAGGCAAGGCCCUAUUUACUAUGGUAAUGGCUCUUUUCCUGGGUCUGGUGUUGUGAGCACUGAUGGAUUGCUGGAACGUGGUCGUAGUAGGCGAGUUGAGAAUGUCGGGAACCAAAUUGAGAGCAAGAAGCAGUAUCAACUUGAUUUAGAAAAAAUUGUUAGUGGGGAAGAUACUAGGACCACACUAAUGAUAAAAAACAUCCCCAAUAAGUACACGUCAAAGAUGCUUUUGGCUGCUAUUGAUGAAAAUCACCGCGGUGCUUAUGAUUUUCUAUACUUGCCCAUUGAUUUCAAGAAUAAGUGCAAUGUCGGUUAUGCCUUCAUCAAUAUGGUGUCACCCUCACAAAUCAUUCCCUUCUAUGAGGCAUUCAAUGGUAAGAAGUGGGAAAAGUUCAAUAGUGAGAAGGUUGCUUCACUAGCUUAUGCUCGAAUUCAGGGCAAGACUGCUCUAGUGACACACUUUCAGAACUCGAGCCUAAUGAAUGAGGACAAGCGAUGUCGGCCCAUUCUCUUUCGAUCUGAAGGCCAAGAGAUUGGUGAUCAGGAUAUUCUCCUCUCCAGCAACUUGAACAUAUGCAUUCGUCAACCAGAUGGAUCAUACUCAGGGGACUCAUUGGACAGCCCAAAGGGCCACCCAGAUGAAAAACCAGAAACUUAACUUAUGUUGGUUCAUUUUCUAAGCCUUAAGAUUAAAGAAGGCUGGGAAAGCUAACUGUUGGAUAGGUAUUAAUAUGGUAAAACUAAGUGAGAACUGAGAGGGUAUUUGUGAUUGAUGAUUACUUGAUGAUUAUUUUUCAUGAAGGGUAUUGCAGACAAGGAGGCAGAGAGCAUUCUUUUUUGUUGUAGGUAGAGGAACAUAUUGUAAUUUAACCAAUGGUAAAUAAGGAGAAUCACAUGGCUACUGCCCUAAGUCUCUCUGCGGCAUCGUGCGUUGCUUCCAGCUUGUUUGUCACCAUCUCUUCUGUGGAGUCUAUAUUAGAGGAGUUUGCAUUGUCUUUGUUCAUAGGGGCUUUUCAAGUCCAUUUGCAAAUAUGAGUUGUUCCUGUUAAUAUUGGUAAUUUCUGUGGGUCAUAGGGUUUAGGUUCUGUCCAAGAAGUGUACAGAUGGGGAGGCCGCCAGGAUGUUCUUCCCUAUGUUAAGUUGUUGAUAUCAUGUAGUCAUCAGAAUUGGUGUUGCAUCAAAUUAAAUUAUUGUAAAUUCAUAUUCUUGUCUCUCUUUUGGAUCCUUGAAUAAUCAGAAUUGUACUUAAACUUGCACAUUUGAAAGAAGCUUCUCUCGCUGUCUCUUUGUGUGGAUUGUAA
Messenger RNA from Benincasa hispida (wax gourd), 3537 nucleotides. Its product is annotated as protein MEI2-like 5. NCBI's taxonomy places the organism in Eukaryota, Viridiplantae, Streptophyta, Magnoliopsida, Cucurbitales, Cucurbitaceae. Gene Ontology annotation, molecular function: RNA binding. The record is from RefSeq and is a predicted model, not a curated record.